Molecule: messenger RNA, 3032 nt
Organism: Caenorhabditis auriculariae
Lineage: Eukaryota; Metazoa; Nematoda; Chromadorea; Rhabditida; Rhabditidae
Source: the annotation of a GenBank genome assembly
AUGGCUCCUCCUCAUGGCGAUGAAUCAAAGCUUCUCGAACAAGUGAAGGAUUUCUUUGCGAAAUAUGAGGUAAACUUACUUGAAACUACGUUCGAAUUUUUUAAAGCCUAAAGGAAGGCGUUCAAGGAUACUCCAAAAUUUUCCGUGCGGCCAUUUAUCAUUGAUUUUUGUUGUAUGUGAUUCUAAUCCAUUCAAGUCCUAAAAAAAUCUAAAAAAAAACGCCAGAUUCUGACAGCUACUUUUUUUCUUUGUUUUUUUAUGUGAGUAACUGAAGAUCUUCCUGAAAAAUGUGUUCAUCAGUUUAGUUCCAAAAAAUUUCAGACCAGCAAAAAGGAUCAAAAAGUAUUCACGGAUCUUUACCGGAAGUUUCUGAUGGAAAAUGCUCACAUCGAUUGGAACUCAUGGAAACACAUAAGUGAAGACGUUCAAAAAGACGCAAAAAAUUUACCUCCGUUUGAUGGGUCGAGGUUCGUGGGAAAGUUUUUCAGGAACUAUUUUUUGAACACAGGAACGAUGUUUUGAAAAGACUGGCUGUGGUGAAACUGAACGGAGGGCUUGGGACAACGAUGGGAUGCGAUGAACCAAAAUCUUUUAUCGUUCUACGUGACGGACUUUCUUUUCUAGAGAUCGCCAUCAAGCAACAUCAGGUGUCUUUGAAGUUAUUCUGGUCAAAAACUCUCAAAAGUAUUCUUUUUUUUCCUUUGCUAGGUAACAUAUUAAACUAGAAUUGAAUAAAAAAGGUUUUCUUUUGAGGUUCGUUAGAAAAAGUUUGUGGGCAAUAAAAUUCAAAAUUCACAUCUGGUCUCAAUAGUGCACUCACCCCUUGCUUUCCUUCAAAACAAGAAAAAUAUUCAACUCUCUUCAUACUGCUCUAAACAAUAACAUGUGAAUUCAGAAAUGCAACGAAAAGUACAACUCGUCCGUGCCGUUGUACUUGAUGAACUCUUUUUAUACAAACCGAUCCACCCAAGAGAAGCUUCGAGAAAUGGGCGUUGAGGACGACGUUCAGUGCUUUGAACAGUCAAAGUGUCCAAGAAUCUUCAAAGACUCGCUGCUCCCAGUUGGUGAUGCCGAAUGGGGCGAUGAUGCGUGAGUUCAAAACUAGACCGUAGCCAAAAAACUACAACUUAUGUCAUCCUAACGUCAUUUUGUAAUUUUGUACUUCAUACUAUCAGAUCAAAAUUAUUUCCAGGUGGUGCCCACCAGGACACGGAAAUAUAUUCGAAGCAUUAUCAAACACGGGAACACUACAAAAACUACUUGAUGAAGGUAUAUUCAAGUUCGGCUGAAGUUUAUAGCAUUUUUUUUCGUUUUGAUUGUCUGUAAAACGAUUAAAAAUUGAAACACAUCAUGUUCCGCCUUUUGUUGUUAACAUGAGGAAGUUCGUCAUCCUUUCUGUGUACUUUUUAGGGAGGUUUCACUUUUCAGAUUAGAAAGGAAGUUUUUAAAAUUUUUUUCCCUGUCACUGGAAAGCAAAUAUAUUUUUCAAACUCAGUUUAAAACGAAAAUUAAAAAAAACUACAUAUAAUCUGUUUGGGAAGGUGGGAAAAAAAUGGUCUUGUUAAAAGUUCCUUUUGAGCUCCCAUUUUUUCUGGUAUUCUCAUUUGAGAGACAAAUAAGCCAUUUCUUUUUUUGUUGGAGGAAUUUUCCCAAAUGCGUGGUCGUACAAAAAAAAGUGCGCGAAAGUCGUUUUAAGUCGGGUGCAAGUUUAAGAAACUGCUUUGGUUACAGCUAGUGUCGUGUGUCUUUACAAAGAAACAGGAAGUUAUGACUAAAAGGUUUGAUUAAGGACGUGACAUUCUCUUCGUUUCGAACAUCGACAACACUGGCGCCACAUUGGAUCUUUCGAUUGCUCAGUUUAUGGCUGACAGUAGCCUUGAGUACGUGAUGGAGUGCACGAACAAAACGCAGAACGACAUCAAAGUACAGAAAAGAUAACAGGAGGAAGUCAAUCGGUGUCUUCUGCAGGGAGGAACUUUGAUCGAAAUCAGUAACCGGUUGAUGCAUCUGGAGAUCCCUCAAGUGCCUCCGGAACACCUUGACGACUUCUGCUCCACUAAAGUUUUCAAGUAAUUUUUGUCUUGUGAGUGGUUUUAACAUGGUUUUUCAGAAUUUUCAAUACAAAUAAUAUUUGGGUGAAUUUGAAAGCUGUGAAAGCAAAUCUUUCUGAUAUCAAAAGUGAAAUCAUCGUCAAUCACAAGGUUUAUUCGAGACACAGUAUUUUUCAAAGAUGGUAAUUCAGACUGUUCGUGGAAGACAGGUCAUCCAGUUGGAAACAUCGAUCGGAGGAUGCAUCCGGAACUUCGAAAAGGCGUACUGUAUGUGAAAAAUUAUGUCCCAAGCUUCAGAUUCACUCUCCUACAAAUAAAAUAACUUUUUAACUUUUUGUUUAAUUUCUCAAAUUUUAAUUUAGAACGCUUAAAGAUUUUUUUUCAACAUCAUUCAUUCAAGAAAACUCGGCUUUUUUCAUAUCUCUCAAACUAAAUUUUUUCAUUUCAGUCUUUCAAACUUUAAAAAAGCAUGCGAACAUUUUGCAGGCGUGCACGUCGAUCGCAGUCGUUUCAGACCUGUAAAAAGAGUCGAAGAUCUUGUCUGCAUGUCUUCGAACUUAUUUGAAAUCACUCCAGAUUUCACAUUUUGCCUUGUCGCUCCACAAGUUCCCACUAUCGAUUUGGGGAAGUUUUAUCAAAAGGUAAUCGAGAGUUUUUGCUUAAAACAAGGCUAACAUUUCUGCCGAGUCCUUUCUUUAUUUCACUUUUUUUUGAACUUUAAUCCAAGUCCCAACUUUUUGAGGUCGCCAACAAAGACAAACGGAUGCCAAAAGUCCCGAAAUUUUCCAACGCUUCAUCAUUUGUGAUAGAAGGCGACGUUGCUUUCGAAGGCGAUGUGACUAUCAAAGUAAGUGCAAAAAAAUAUUCCAAAGAAAUUUCAAUCAUUUUCAGGGAGAUGUAUCGAUUAUUAAUAAGAAAGAAAAACAAGAAAUAAUUCCGGCCGGAGCUGUAUUGGACAACGAAAAAAGGAAUCUAGAAUGA